GCCAUGUCAGAAGGGGAGAGCAAGGACAGCUCGGGCAGCGAGUGCCCCGUGUGCUACGAGAAGUUCCGGGACCUGGAGGGCGCCAGCCGGACGCUGAGCUGUGGCCACGUGUUCUGCCAUGACUGUCUGGUCAAGUACCUCCUCUCCACCCGCGUGGACGGGCAGGUCCAGCGGACCAUCGUCUGCCCCAUCUGCCGCUACGUCACCUUCCUCAGCAAGAAGAGCUCCCGCUGGCCCUCCAUGCUGGACCGCAGCUCCCAGACCCUGGCCGUGCCCGCGGGCCUGCCCCCGGGGCCGCCCGCGGCCCACGCCCGGGGCCACACCGGCCCCACGGCCGCCGCCCAGCCCGUCUGGAGAGCCUCCCCGGGUCCGAGUCCCCAGCUGCCCUUGGACUUGCUGUCCAGCCUGCCCCGGGAGCCGCAGAUCUUCAUCAUCAGCCGCCACGGGAUGCCCCUGGGGGAGCAGGACAGCGUGCUGCCGCGGCGCAGCCUGGCCGAGCUCUCCGAGGCGGCCCCCGCGCCCAGCUCCACCCGCUCCUUCUGCUGCCGCUCCCGGGCCCUCCUGCUCAUCACCCUCAUCGCCGUGGUGGCGGUGGUCGCUGCCAUCCUGCCCUGGGUGCUGCUGGUGAGGAAGCAGGCGUGA
Molecule: messenger RNA, 642 nt
Organism: Eptesicus fuscus (big brown bat)
Lineage: Eukaryota; Metazoa; Chordata; Mammalia; Chiroptera; Vespertilionidae
Gene: RNF222
Product: ring finger protein 222
Exons: 1
Coding region: 4-642 (212 amino acids)
Source: RefSeq, a predicted model, not a curated record